This is a messenger RNA of Mercenaria mercenaria, 10521 nucleotides long. Its product is annotated as F-box only protein 9-like. Gene Ontology annotation, biological process: SCF-dependent proteasomal ubiquitin-dependent protein catabolic process. Bases 143 to 1396 code for a protein of 417 amino acids. Gene Ontology annotation, cellular component: SCF ubiquitin ligase complex. NCBI's taxonomy places the organism in Eukaryota, Metazoa, Mollusca, Bivalvia, Venerida, Veneridae. The record is from RefSeq and is a predicted model, not a curated record. The transcript has 15 exons. Gene Ontology annotation, molecular function: protein binding.
UCGACACAUAAGCCGGGAACCAAUAUAAAAAAUCCUAACAAAAUGGCAGCUGUCAAGAGAGCUUUGAUGUUUUCCUCAGUUAUUUUGUAUACCUUCCGUGAACUAGCCAUCUAAAUAUAAAAAGACUGCUUGAAGUCUUGAAAUGGAAUUUGACGAAGACGUGCCAAGUUUGUUGCAAAGAGGCACUGAGGAGAUAGGAGAAUUUGAAGAUGAGAUUGCAGUGUUGGAUGAAACAGAUGAACCGCCAGAUGUAGAAAGUCAGUUGGAACAGUUCAGGCAGCAGUGGCAGGCAGAACUAAAGGGAAAUAAUGCAAGCAAGGCUAGUCCUGGAGAAUCUGAUGAAAGUGAGAAGGAAAAAGAGGCAGCUGCCUUGUUUUUAAUGGGAUCAAAAUUUGAGCGAGAAGGAUCUCUUUAUGAAGCUGUAAAUUUCUAUCGUCGUGCUAUGCAACUUGUACCAGACAUUGAGAUGAAGAUUGAAUAUCCAAGAAGUCCACGAGAACGACCAGAGAGUGAAAGUUCCGUAGAUAGUUUUGAUGGUGAGGAUCUGGAAUCUGACCUGGUAACUAGAUUUCACACCUUAAGAAAAAAGUUUGUAGGCCUACUGGCCUGUCACAUAUCUGCUCUACCAGUGGAAGUGCUGAUUUAUAUCUUCAAAUGGGUUGUGUCCUCACAGCUUGACAUGAAAUCAUUGGAGAGUAUUUCUGCGGUAUGUCGAGGUUUCUAUCUAUGUGCCAGGGAUGAAGAACUAUGGAGGCUUGCCUGUCUCAGGGUGUGGGGUUCCAACACUGGGAAGGUGAAAAAAUACAGUUUGUGGAGAAACAUGUACAUAGAGCGUCCACAUCUUCAGUUUGUUGGAUGUUACAUCAGCAAGAUGUCAUAUGUCCGACAGGGAGAGAAAAGUUUGGACGGAUUUUACAGUCCCUGGCAUAACAUAGAGUAUUACCGAUACAUACGAUUCUUUUCUGAAGGUAAAGUGCUGAUGAUGACAAGCCCUGAGGACCCACUUGUGACGUUGCCUAAGUUUAAAUACUCACAUGUGACGAUACCUGGCAUGAUGAAAGGUGUCUAUAAACUCUCAGGGAAUAGAGUUACUGGAGUAUUAAAGCGAGUACAAACCAGUGAGAACACAGCUAACUACAAGAAUAAACGAAACAAAAACCAGAAAACACAGUACGAGGUGCAGCAAACUUUCCAUAUUGAGCUUGAAAUCCAGAAUGUAGGUAAGAGGAAUGGCUGUAAGUUGUCAUGGGUUCACUACUCUGUCAGGACAUUUUAUAAAUCCACAGGAGAGAACAAUGAUACCGACUUUGAGCUGUCCGAUCGAGCAUAUCCCGCUCUCCUAUUUUCUCGGGUGAAAAGCUUCUCAACAGGCACAGAUUCCUUCCUUAAAGUUUAAAGAUUUUUAUCAGUCGCAAUGGAAACCAGUUUACAACCAUUGUCAGCAGACAUCAGUUUGGGUUAUUGAUUCAAUAGUUGGCAUUAUUUAAUUUUAUGAACAUUUGUUUUAACUCACUGCUUGUGUCCUCUUUCACCUUAGUCUAAGACUUUAAAUGCAAAUUUAUGUGUAUGUGUUUUUGUUCCUCUGUUUUACACAGCUGCAAGAAGUUCGCCAUAUACUUAACAAAUUUUCUAACGCAACACUUGUUUUUAGCCAGUAUCUUUUAUUUACUUUAUCAACACUUCUGAAAUAUUACAUAAACUUUGAUAAAUCUGUAGUUAAUAACAUGUCAAACUGAAAGGAAAAUUGUGGAAUGCAAUUACGUUUGUGUAUCUGAAAAGUUUAACCCAUUUUGAAAAAGUUUUUAAAAAAAUAUAUAUAUAUAUAUAUAUUGAUUGAAUACAUUUAAGCAACUCACUCGUAUUUUUAUAGUAAAUAGGGUUAUCUAAAUCUAAGAAAUUUUGUUUCAAACUUUAUUUUUUGAAGUGUUAUGUGAGAAAAUAAGUCCAAAAUGAACUUCUGCCAUUUGUCCCCAUUUAGGUCAGAAUAUUUCACAAGGAGGAUAACUUACCAAAGUCACUUGAAAAGAUAAAUAAGAUGAACAUUUGCAUAUUUUUUAUAAGUUAUAUUUUCUGAUCCUUCAGAAUCAUGGAGUACAGUAGUUUUUACUACAAUAGAAUUCUGCUUAAGCCAGUGCUAGGGGGCAUGAAGGGUGUUUCACAUUUCAGUCUGUUGUUAUGUUGCUUUGUUUUGUUCCAUGCUUCCAAAGGGUCUUUUCCCAUAAUGCAUUUGUUAUUCAUUUCUUUUGUUACUUUUCAAUGUCAGAGAUACUUUCUACAUCAGACUAUGAUUACAUAAAGAUUUUCACAAUAACUGAAAGUGUAUGCAGGUAGCUUGAAAUGAGGGAACCAUCAUUAAAUACUCAUAAUAAAUAUGUUUAUAAUGUAGCUAUCACAUUUUUUUUUAUGAACAUAAGGUAUGGUUAUUUUUGGUUAAAGACUUUUUUAAAUAACUGUUUUCUAACAUAUUUACCAAAGGUAUGGAUUAACAAAGUAGAAAAUAUUGUUGAAUCCAGUGUUUAUGAAUACCCCCUUUUAUGACUCCUAUUGCAUAAGUGCCUUUGUAAUAUUGAAACUUGUGUUUUUAAAUUAUUUAAUUAUGCAUGACAUCUAUUAAGGUAGCUGUUGUCUCUGUUUUUAUUAUAAAAUAAAAAAGAAUUGCGGAACUUGAAAUAGUGUAGAUACUUAUGUAACAUGCUGAAAGGUGUUCAAAUCAAGAGUUGUGCAAGACUCACCUAGUAUUAACUAGGGAUGUGACUCACACAAAAAAACUACUGAAGAUUAACAAUGUUAUUUAUUGUAUGCUGAGUAUUUACAAAUAAAAGAAAACAAUUAUGUUAAUUAAUCCAUAUUUCAAAAAAAAAGAGAAAAAAAGAUAUGGGUGAAACAACGCUUAAUGCAGUGCCCAAGCUCCUUUUGAGAUAACAUGAAAUCAACAAUAUGUAGGAACUCUUCUCACGACAAUAGGCAUUUUUCUCACUACAGUAUUUAGGUACUUUCCUCACUUAAUUAUCAUGGAAACAGCACAGAUGUUAUGUCAUUGGUCAUAACCCUUAGCAACUGAACUUAACAAGUGUUCAGCAAUAUCUGUAAAUGAAUUAACCAUAGAGUAAUUUCGUAACAAAAAGGAUAUAAUUGGACGUUGUACUUGUGCGAUCCAAUGAAAUUAAAUGUAAUAAGAACUACUGAAUGCGCAAGACUUGAUUUACAAGUUUUAAGAUAAAAAUGGAUUAAAUGCAUCAGUGGUCAGUGUAUGUUGAAAUGAAAUUUAUUUCUUUUGAAAAAUUCAAUACAUUUAUUUAUGUUUUGUGACUUAAAAAAUGGGAUAUGGCCAUAAAAUGAUAAAAAUGAUAGAAUGAACUAAAAUUAAUUCUCAAAACUUAUUUUAUUGAAAUUUCUUAAUAACAGCUUUAUUAUUAUCUAAAGAUACGUUAGAUGUGUAAAAUGAGUAACAUUCACAAUACUGGAAAAAAAUACCUUAUGCACUAGAAGAUUUUUUUAAGUGCAAGUGCACUUAAAUCAGCUAUUUUAAAGUCAAGUUUCUGCUUCAUGCAACAGUUCAGCAUUUUUUUAAAGCUGCAAUCAGGAAUUAAAUUUGAAUUGCUGUCUUUAAAUUAUGCAUUGAAAUAACUCUUGAUGAACUGUACAGUAUGAGUACAAUGUUAAUAAAAUGUGAUAAAGUCUAAAUAAAAUAACUAAAAUUGCUAAGAACGUUGUUGUACAAUAUAAUAGGUGAUCAUAAGUUAAUAGACAAGUUGAAAAGUUAUAUGUGUAUGCAUAAAUCUCUACACAUAAUAGUAAGGGUCUGCAUAAAAUGUGUGCGAGAAAUUUGAUGGAUCUGAUUGAUACACUCAAGCCUACAUACACAUACAUUUAUGAACAUGUACAGACAGAUUACAUGACUUUUUUUUAGCACUUCAGAUUUUUUUUUUUUUUUUUUUUUUGGUCACCAGAUUUUUAUUGAGUUUAAGAAUGAGGUCCUACACUUAGGGUGCCUUCAUGAAUGAAAUUACUCUUCCCCAUUUUUACACAAGUACAUAUAAUUUUGUUGAUUUGUUUUCAGUAUAUUUUAGGCAGUAAGACAGUGUUUUAUUUACACUUAGGUUAUAUUUUUUUCUGGACAUACUUUUGAUGUAUUUAACUGUCUGAUGCCUUUUAAGUGCAGAUGGACAGUUGCCGAAAAAAGGAAAUCAAAAUGUAAAGGGAUGCAGUUUUGUCUAAAGGGCGUUUUUAUUUGUAGCUUCACUGUUAUUUGUAUAAUGUUGUACGUUAGUAUUUUCAUUUAAAACUCAUAUGUUUUUAUUUUUUGCACAUUAUAAAAUGGUUUUUACGGUUGUUACAUGUAAAGUAUUAUUUCUUAAUGUUAUGAUUAUAGUUAUGUUGCCAUAUUUUUGAGUUUAUACCCGACUCUGGAUGUUUGUAUAUAUGUUACAGUAAUUUCAUGGGUAGUGUCUCAGCUUUGAAGCUAUAUCAGUUUUGACCUUAGUCAGUAUCAGUAUAGAUAAACCAUAAGCAACGGACUUGUUGGUAGUGGUUGGGGGACAUUCAAAAUUAUUUCUUCAAGGUAGAGAGGAUUAUUUAACAAUGGUUGCCAGUGGCCUAUAUUCAGUAGGCAUUCUAUGCAGAAAAAAAUGCUUUUAUGAGUAAAACUUUUAAAAUGUUUAUUUCCUACAAAUUUUGGGUACCGUAUUUUGGUGCGUAUAGGUCGCACUUUUUCUUCCCAUUUUGCUGCCUGAAAAAUUUCCUGCGACCUAUACGACAGAACAUUGCCAGCAGUUUUUUUUUUUUCGGGCCAAUUUUCUGACCGUAGCUCUCGCAAAGUUACGUGCAUCUGUUACAAACGAACAAAAUGGAUAAAAAAUAUCAAUAUUGGUGGCUUUUCAACCAAUAGCGGUUACUUUCAAUAAAAUAUAUCGUAAAUAACCCAUACAGACUAUUAAAAUUACGAAUGACUUUAAUUCAAAGAUGUUUUUGCAGUCUGAAUUACGUUUGUUUCUACUUUCGUUUUACUGGACGCCAUUCACAUGUACUCCGGGUUGGAUAAAAUCCGGACAGAUCCGUCCUCCAUUCCAAACAUUGUUUUUACUAAUUCUUAGCGUAUUAAAAAACUUGAAAGAUAAUUUUUUACUUUUGAUUUUUAAAUAAAAGAAAAAAAUCCAAAAAGAGAUAUUUUGUUAAUCUUUUUACUCAGAAUCAAAAGAAUGCGGUUAAUUACAUGACACGGAAAGGUGUUAUAACUGCUGUACAAACAAUUCACACUUAAACUUGCAUGAUAACAGAAUGUAAACGCAAACCGUCUGCUGCCAAUUAGUGUCGAAAAGCUGCUUUUCUUUGAUGUAGUCUGUUACCGAUACUACUGUUGGUACGAAAUGGUUGGGAACGAAAAUAACACUGUCCGAUUUCCACCAAUCAGGUUCUGAUAAUAAUUCAGUCCGCGGCAUCAAUAUGGCCGCCACCAUAACUUUUUAGCCGGUAAAUAUUAAAUAUUGCUGGGGAAAAAAUGCGAAAUUUAAAUGCGACUAAUACGCUAGAAGUUAAAUUUUCCGAUCAUUUCCAGAGCAAAAAUUAGAUGCGGACUAUACAUUACCGCGACCUAUUCACAGCAAAAUACGGUAUGAAUAUUUUCCACACUGAUUGUAUUUUUUUAGACUUUAAUUUUGUUCAUGUGGAUAAUUUUGAGGUGUGUCUUAGAUCAAGGUGUGUCAUGAGUGUAGCUGUAACAUGAUUUUGCUGUGUCACAAGUUGAGCUGUGUCACAGGUUGAGCUUUGUCGCAGGUUAAGCUUUGUCACAAUAUUGAAUUAGGAUUGAACUGUGUCACAGGUUACUUUUUUGAAGCUGCUUAAUUCUCUCAUCUGCUUUACAUUUGUUUAUCUACAACAUGCAAAUUUUAGUGAAAAUUAAAAUUGUAAAUAUUAUUUGAUAUUCUGGUCUGCUUUGAAUUUUGAGUCACUCUUCAUAUAUUAGCAAAAUUAAAAGUAUUUGCAAUAUUAUCAAAUCUGCAUGUGUUAUGUUUGAUUAUUAUCGAGUUACGACAUUCUGUUGAAUGCAUUCCAAGCUUUAUGUAACUUUAGAGUUUUAUUAUCAAGAGAUAUUUUUGGACUUUAGAAAGUCAUAAUGGUAAGUCAUUUGACAAAUACGCUGAGAUGUGUUGAAAAAUUCCACAUAUACAUAUAUACAUAUAUUGACGUUUUUGCCUGUUAUGUAAACGUACUGUUGAGACUGAAUUUCAUUUUUUAUUGGUUUGUCCAUACUGUGUUGAAUUAAGAUGUAAUUAUCUACCACAAAAGUAUAUUGAUAAUCCAACAUUGAUCAAGUUUCAAGCAAUUAUGGCUAGUAAAGAUGAAAAAUUGGUUAGGAAUGUGGCAAUGUACAUAUGUUAUGCACUUGAGAAACGUUUAUGUUUAAUGUAAGUUGUUCUUUAAAAACUGCUGCUAAACUGUUUACUGUACUGUACUGUUUAUUGUAUCAUCUGAUUGUAUGUUCGGUUUAUGUUAUCUGUACCAGGGACAGUGGCCAUAUAGUGAUAAAAUGUUUGAGUUGAGUGCAAAGUGUGCUUAUUCAGAACUCUUAUUUUUUAUUGUAUUGUUUUAUACAUGUAGUUGGAGUUUGAUUAAACAUGCCAACAUGUGUAUUUCCAUGAAAUUGCAGACAAGGUUAUAGUCUUUAGAUACACAUGGAAAUUAAAAGUUUUAAAACACAAAGCUACAUUAAUCAUAAACCAGUAUUGUGUAUGACAUAAAGGACAGUGAAAUUCCUUCUAUUACACAACAUAUUUCUGUUGUGUGACUUCAGCCUAGAGAGAUUUUCUACAGCUUUAGUUUCUAGUUUACAGAUUACCCAUACGUUUUUAUAAAUAGAUAAUGUGUAGAAGUCACUAAAUUAUUUUACUUUUUACUUAAGGCUACUAAGCAGUGAAAACACUGUCUUAAUUUGAAAAGUUUACAUAUAUGUGGAGGUUAGCCCAUGAAAUAUAAAGAUGUGAUUUAGACUGAUAAAAAAAUGUAUUUGUAUAAAUUGGGGUUAACACCAAAUAUAAAUAUGCAGUUAAGACUGAUAUAUAAACAUGUAUUUGUAUAGUUGGGGUUAACAUCUAAACUGGUGUGUGUAUAGAUAUUGGUUAAGGCUUCUGUUUUUACAUUUACACCAAACAGAUGAAUUUUUAAUUAUACAUGUUUUUAUACAUCAGACAAGAUUAGACUGUUACUGUGAUAACAGAAGGUAUGUGAAUAUUGUAUUAAUUGGGUUACUCUAAAUAAUAAUUACUGCUUCUUAUAUCUGUUAGAUCAUAAAUACUCUCAGUUCGAAAUUGUUUAGUUUAGUGUUUCCGAGGUCAUAGCACUGGUUUGAUCACGCUUGUUUAUCUAUGUCUAGCCUGGGAAUCCAGUCUGACAAUUUCUAACUUUUUUUCUACCUGCAAAUUGAUAUCAGAAACUCAAUGAAUGCCAGUUAACACAAAUUAGCGCAAAUUAAGUGGGAUCUUUAAUGCAUAGAUAUUAGGACAAGGCACGAAUAUUAUCAACGGCUUCCCAGGCUAACCUAUGUCAAGUAAUACCAUAAAAUGCAUUUUACUGGAUGUUGCUGUUGAAAGCUUUCACAAUAGAUCUGAAUAACCAUUAACAUUUUAGUGUCAUAUAUUAAGAGAAUUGUAACUUCAAAAGCAUCCAGGAUGUGAUAAUUCAAUACACUAAAUCGUAAGUAAAAGAAAUGAAUAGCAGUUUAGUAAUUUACAUUUGAGUGUAAAAUAUUACGUGUUUGUGUUUAAACAUAUGAAGAACAAAAAGCCUUAGAGCAUACUUCAAACUCAAGCAUGUAUUUCUUAUGCAGAAGUUUUGUAUCUUUUUUAUGCCCCCGAAGGGAGGCAUAUAGAUUUUGAACCGUCUGUCAGUCUGUCCGCAAUUUUCGUGUCCGGUCCAUAUCUUUGUCAUCGAUGGAUGGAUUUUCAAAUAACUUGGCAUGAAUGUGUACCACAGUAAGACGAUGUGUCGCGCGCAAGACCCAGGUCCGUAGCUCAAAGGUCAAGGUCACACUUAGACGUUAAAGGUCAUUUUUCAUGAUAGUGCAUUCGUGUCCGGUCCAUAUCUUUGUCAUCCAUGGAUGGAUUUUCAAAUAACUUGGCAUGAAUGUGUACCACAGUAAGACGAUGUGUCACGCGCAAGACCCAGGUCCGUAGCUCAAAGGUCAAGGUCACACUUAGACGUUAAAGGUCAUAUUUCAUGAUAGUGCAUUGAUGGGCGUGUCCGGUCCAUAUCUUUGUCAUUCAUGCAUGGAUUUUAAAAUUAUUGGGCAUGAAUGUGUACCACAGUAAGACGACAUGUCGCGCGCAAGACCCAGGUCCGUAGGUCAAAGGUCCUAAACUCUAACAUCGGCCAUAACUAUUUAUUCAAAGUGCCAUCGGGGGCAUGUGUCAUCCUAUGGAGACAGCUCUUGUUUCUAAUUGAUUUGAUUUAACAAUUCUUAUAUACUUAUUAAUCUCCGAGGCAAAAAAAAAUCAAAUAUUAAAGAUGGCUGGUAAGGUUGUUCUUACAUUGCAACACAACACAUACAUGUUUAAAAUGCUUUUUAUACAUGUAUAGGUUUUUGUCGUAGAUACUAAAGUUUGAGCAGCUUCUACUUUGAUAUGAAAUACAUCUAAUGUUUUUAAAUUCACUAAUGACAUACAUCUUCAUACUUCUUUUCUGCAGAUUUUUUAGGGGACAUUAUUGUGGCUUGCUUUUCAGACUGGUAGUGUUAUAUUGAUCUUACAGUAUUACGGUUUUGCAGACGUUUCAAGUCUUAUGUUUUAUUUUCAUAUUGAAUUUUAGUCAACUGUGUUAGGAUCUUCACAAAUUCCAUCAAAACUGCAGUGUUAUCAGGGAACUUUAGAUUUAAAGUGAGGCAUGUUGAUUUUAGCCAGAUAUUUAGACAUUACCAGAUCCAUGAAAAUUUUAGUUACAAACAUUUAGACUGGUCUAAGAAUGCUUUAUUUUUUAUUGGUGAAUUUCAAAACUUUUGCACAGAAUCAACCAAUCAAAUGCUGGAAUUUUAAGACUGAUAUCAAAAUUCAACUCUUUAAUCUUAAACAAGGAUGGGAUAGUCUUUAAUUUACAAUUGUGAAUCUUUCAUAUUAAUAUUGUCCUACACUUUUGUUGUGGAAAAGCUGUCACUAAUUUGUGGAGGGGAAUUAGUAUUGAUCCUAAAUCCAGAAACUUUAACAGGUUGCAGGUAGGUUAAUGAACUGCUGUAUCUAACAGAAAUACUGACUAAAACUGGGAAUUAAACCAAACCAAACAAAACAUGUGGUACAACUCCGUAGAUGUUAAAAGAUGUUCAGAUGCAUUGUGCAAUAGUUAUACUGUGUAAACUCAAGUGUUAGUAUUUUUUAUUAUGAUGAAAUAAUUUUUAAGCUGUUGACAGUAGACAAAAUUAAAUAGAUGUAGCUGUAUUUAGAAGCAGGUGUAGCUAGACUCGGAUUUUAUGUAGAAUUUAUUGGGAUGAGACUUCGUUUUGAUUUGAUGGAGGUUUUUAACAUUUGAAGUAAUUUUCUAUUAAAAUAAGAAUAUUUUAGUGAAAAAUUUUUAACAAUAAGAAAAGACCUAAUGGUUUAAAAAUGUUAGUUUAACUUUUAAUUUACUGUCGAGAUUUUUUACUCUGUUAAGAAUUGUACAAAGGUAAAAACAAUGAAUUCCAGAUUUUUUUUCUUCCCUUCUGUUGUAUUAUACUUUUACCAAACAUUAAAAAAAUAGAAUUGAAGGAAGAAAACUGCAUGUCAACAAGACAAUGUCAUAAUUUUAUCUAUUCUAAACAACAGGGUGGUUCUUUUUAACUGUACACAUAUUAUAUAAUAUAUAGAUUGAAGAUGUCAGAUUAUAUGUUAAGUGUCCAUGUUCAUUACAUGUCAGAUCAAUUUGUCUUUGACUUGGGAAUAUUAGAAUUGACAUUUUCAAAAAGCCUCCUGUGAAAAAAUUGCAUCUGGUAUUAACCAAGUGAAAGAUAUUUUAAUCUUACACUGAAACAAGGUAUUACAGACUCUUACAUGCCUGCCUAUGUAAGAUAUGGUAUCAAAAGAAAGGGAGAUAAUGCUGGGUUGUCCUAAGGGUUUGGAUAAUGCAUGUCUUACACAGGCAGACAUGUUUGAUCAUGUUUCUUGCCUACUGUUUUGUCAUCAUAUCAUUUUCAAAGAUAACACAGAUGUUGUAUUACAAGUGGCACAUGAUAAUUCAAAAUGUAACGUCUAAAUGCACGCAUGUAGCUUGUCUUUUUUCGUAGGAUAAUCCCAUCUCGCUUACAUCCGGUGAAACAUUUUUAUAGUCUUUUUUCCCACUAGGUAGGGAAGAAACUGGUAUCCCCUUUGUCAUAUGUAGAAGCAUAUGUGUUAUUUUGAUGUGUAGUUUGUGUACGUUAUAUGUAUAUGUUGCACAUAGAAUAUUUAUGAUAUUUCUACACACUGUGUUAAGUACUUGUGCUAAUAAAGGGCUGAAAACUUAUGUUUCCUAAAUGGGAUGUUUAUGAUCAUGCAAAUAUUAAAUUGGUAAAAACACAAACAA